Messenger RNA from Megachile rotundata (alfalfa leafcutting bee), 1390 nucleotides. RefSeq names its product F-box protein pallbearer (gene pall). The record is from RefSeq and is a predicted model, not a curated record. NCBI's taxonomy places the organism in Eukaryota, Metazoa, Arthropoda, Insecta, Hymenoptera, Megachilidae. Gene Ontology annotation, molecular function: protein binding. Gene Ontology annotation, biological process: protein polyubiquitination.
GUUUAUAGGUCAUCGGUCGGUCAAAACAUUGUAAUCAUAAUUGUAUGCACCAUACUUAAGAGUGCACUGUACUUGCAAUAUUGCGUUAUUGUGAGAAAAGGACAUAAAUUAACAUUAGUUUCUAAAUUUGUAUCAAGUGAAAGUAUUGUAAAUUCAAUUACAACACAACUUGGUAGUGAUAUGUUGCAAUUAAUAAACCUUCCUGACAUUGUUCUGGAGACAAUCUUAUCUAACCUUACAUACGAUGAAAUUUCUCGAUACAGAAUCGUUUGUAAGCAGUUUGAUAGGAUAUGCAAAAAAUUACUGAACCGUGGUUUCAAUUUGAUGGAAAAAUAUCAUGCACAAUGUUUGCGUGCAGUAAAAAGUCAAUUACCACGAAGAGAAUCAGAACGAAGAAGUCAUCCUUUGGCACGUCAUUGUGAUAUAUUAACAGCAAUUGAAACUAGAAUAUCUAUGUUAUCAAUGACUUUUAUAAAAUAUGUGGAUCUUAAUUUGUGCUGUUUUAUUCCUGGAAAGGUAAUUGAUGAAAUCUUUCGUGUACUUCGUUUAAUCCGUGAUUCUAAAACUCCACCAAGAGCUCAUGAAAUUCUUCAAGAACUAAGGGAUAUUAGCAGUAUGGCUAUGGAACAUUUUGAUGAGAAAAUUUUACCAGAUUUAAAACACAGUAUUUGUACAACUGUUGUUAGUAAUGUAGGUUAUGAAAUCCCAGGUACAAAUUUGAUGAUUUCUCAUCAUACUAUGAGUCCAAAUAAUGCACCACUGCCACACAACUUUAGUUCAGAAAAAUUAAAUCAGACUUUUAAAAAGAUUUAUAGUCGUACUAAAAAAAAUAAAUUAUCUGUUCUCUCCAUGAAAGGUCAAAUAAGUAAAAUGAAACUUAGAAUGAAACGACAGGGGUUUCAAAUGCGGUUGCAAAGUUUAAAGUUACAAGAACAGGGAAAAAAAAUACAUGAUCAAGAUAUACAAUUAGCUGAAAUGAGAAAGCAUCUUGAAGAAUGGGAACAAAAAAUGGUUGAUUUAACAGCUGAGUUAAGUCGUGCCAGAGAAGAGACACAGAAACCUGAUUCUAUAGAAUCUUGUAAACGAAAACACAUAGAUAUUAUUAAUCAACGAGAAUCUGACUCGUUGCAAACAAAAGACUUACAAACCAAAAAACGUAAAUUGAUAGUGGAAAGAAUAUCGUCGAAUGAUGCUAAAGAUGUCAAGUUUAAAAAAUUUAUGACUGAUCUUCUUGCAGGUAAUGCUAUAGAAGGAUAUCCUUCAACUUCGCAUUAACUUCUUUGUAUAUAAUGUGACUGUACAUGAAAAACGAAAUUAACAAAAUUUUGCAUUUUUUAUGUUAUAAUUAUAUAAACUUAAAUGUUAAAAUGUUUCAUAUUUAAAUUUAAUC